AUGGCCAUCACAAUCAUACAACCCAAACCCGUACCACGGUACACAAGACGCACAUCAUCAGCCGCGUCAGACUCAGACUCGGACGAUGGCGGCGUGGACAUCGAGGGCGACAUCAAAAUGGCCACGGGCCGGCCAGCAGCCAGCCACAGCGACAUCGUCACGCCGGGCGAGGUCAUCACCACCAACCCGCAGUGGAUGCGCGGCCACGGCACCUACACCAGCGCACAGGGAGGCGACGACGACGACAGCACGGCGAUCGUGUCGUCCCUGGCGGGCGUCAUCUCGCGCACCAACAAGCUCCUCUCGGUGCGGCCCCUGCGGGCGCGCUACACGCCCGAGGUGGGCGACCUGGUGGUGGGGCGGAUCGUGGAGGUGCAGUCGAAGCGGUGGCGCGUGGACGUCGGGUCGGUGCAGCUGGCGGGCCUGCCGCUGUCGGCCAUCAACCUGCCGGGGGGCAUCCAGCGGCGGCGCACCGAGACGGACGAGCUGGCCAUCCGGUCCUUCUUCGCAGAGGGCGACCUGCUCGUCGCCGAGGUGCAGCAGCUGUACGCCGACGGCGGCGCGGUGCUGCACACGCGGUCGCUGCGCUACGGAAAGCUGCGCAACGGGGUCUUCCUCGCGGUCGCGGGCACCGGUGGCGGGGGCGGGGUGGUGCGUAGUCGGAGGCAGGUCUGGACUAUGGAGGUUGGCGCGCUGCAGUCUAAGAUUGAUGUCGUGCUGGGCGUCAAUGGCUACGUGUGGAUCAGCAAGCACGUCGAGGACCAGAGCCUGGCGGCCGGCGGGGGGUCCGCUGGUGGCGUCGGCGUGACCAACAUGGAGGAGAGCGUCAGCCAGGCUGUGUACAGCAGCCAAAACGACUACAUCGAGGUUGAGGUCAUGAGGGAGAUCACGCGGGUCAGGGGCGUCAUCACGGCGCUGGUGGAGAAUGGCCUGCGGGUGGACGAGGACAUGAUCAUCAGGGGAUACCAGGAGGCUGUAGAGAUGGCGAGACUGGGCGACUCGGGCGAGGAGGAUGUCUACCUGGGUGGUGAAAGAGGCCAACAGCUGGCCGCGGCGCUGGUACGAAGGUAG
This is a messenger RNA of Diaporthe citri, 1071 nucleotides long. RefSeq lists its product as uncharacterized. Gene Ontology annotation, cellular component: cytoplasmic exosome (RNase complex); nuclear exosome (RNase complex). The transcript has a single exon. Lineage: Eukaryota; Fungi; Ascomycota; Sordariomycetes; Diaporthales; Diaporthaceae. Gene Ontology annotation, molecular function: RNA binding. Gene Ontology annotation, biological process: TRAMP-dependent tRNA surveillance pathway; nuclear polyadenylation-dependent rRNA catabolic process; exonucleolytic trimming to generate mature 3'-end of 5.8S rRNA from tricistronic rRNA transcript (SSU-rRNA, 5.8S rRNA, LSU-rRNA). The record is from RefSeq and is a predicted model, not a curated record. The coding region runs from base 1 to 1071 and encodes 356 amino acids.